Messenger RNA from Exophiala viscosa, 3353 nucleotides. Its product is annotated as phosphatidylinositol glycan, class O. Gene Ontology annotation, cellular component: endoplasmic reticulum membrane. Lineage: Eukaryota; Fungi; Ascomycota; Eurotiomycetes; Chaetothyriales; Herpotrichiellaceae. Gene Ontology annotation, molecular function: mannose-ethanolamine phosphotransferase activity. The coding region runs from base 156 to 3221 and encodes 1021 amino acids. Gene Ontology annotation, biological process: GPI anchor biosynthetic process. The transcript has 2 exons. The record is from RefSeq and is a predicted model, not a curated record.
GCUUGAGCAACUUGAUUGAAGAGGGAAAUCACUUUCACCAUGCGUGAUUUUCCAUUUUCCUACCUCUUACGAUUAUGAGACCAUGUCAUUGUUGUUGAUGUCGCUUUCCCAGUCGCCAUCCGCAAUUUCCUCCUUUUCCUCUUCCCAGGAAGGCCAUGGUCGACAACGCUGACCACAGCCGGCAAGCUGAGAGCUCACAGGAUGGGUCACUAGCAGCUAGCAGGCAGGGUACCGGUGUUGAUGAGCGCACCCGCCAGAAGAUUGUUGCAUUUAAAGUCUCUCAUGUGCUACUGAGCGUGUUCUUUAUAUGGCUAACGGCUGUACAUAUUAUCGGCAUUUUUUUCUUCGCCAAAGGCUUCCUCCUCGCUAGGUUAGUGUUGGACAACAAGUCCGAAUGCGCUGUGCUACCUGAUGGGCAACUGUCCCACGAGACGACAGGGUGCUGGCACCCGAAGUCCUUCGACCGAGCUGUGAUUAUAAUUAUCGAUGCGUUGAGAUACGAUUUCACUAUUCCUUCUGAGCGUUUUAUGCAUGAACCUCUACAAAAGCAUUACCUCGACAAUCUACCCAUCUUACACGAGACUGCCGUUGCAAGACCAGAACAUGCGAUACUGCUACCAUUUAUCGCCGACCCUCCAACUAGCACACUCCAGCGGCUCAAAGGCCUGACAACCGGAACUCUUCCUACCUUUAUAGACAUUGGCUCGAAUUUUGCGGGCACCGCGAUUGAAGAGGAUAACCUUGUAUCUCAAUUGAAACAUGCUGGCAAAACAAUUGUACACCUGGGGGACGAUACAUGGCAUUCGUUAUUUCCUGGAUACUUCGACUCGAACAUGACACGACCGUACGAUUCUUUCAAUGUGUGGGACCUGCAUACUGUUGACAAUGGAGUCACUGAACACAUUAUGCCGUUACUGGAUCAGUCUCCUGUUCAAUGGGACAUUAUCUUUGGCCACUUCCUGGGUGUCGAUCAUGCUGGACAUCGUUACGGACCUGACCACGCCGCAAUGGCCGAGAAACUGCGCCAAAUGAAUGAGGUGAUAGAGCAAAUUAUACAACGAAUCGACGAUCAUACGUUGCUAGUUAUCAUGGGGGAUCACGGCAUGGAUACCAAGGGUGACCAUGGUGGAGAAUCGGACGAUGAGGUGGAAGCUGCCCUCUGGAUGUAUUCAAAACGACCUCGCUUUGGCAGGACGAACAAGGAUGCUUUGAUGCCACCAGCGACCGCUAAAGAACGACCUGUAGGUCAAAUCGACCUUGUAUCGACCCUUUCAAUCUUACUCGGCCUUCCCAUACCUUUCAACAACCUCGGCAGACCAAUCGCUGAGGCUUUUGCAGGCCCCAGAACCGUGAAUUGGAAAAACCUGGCAAGAGUGGAAUACUUGGCUCAGUCUCAAAUUGCCAGGUACCAAGAACACUAUGCGCGGUCACGAGAUCUAGGUCUUGACGAGGAAGCGUACAAGGGUCAACGGACGCACCUGCGACGAUCCAUGAGUGCCAGCGAGAGUGGUCAGUGGGAAGAGGCCUACUAUGCCUACGUAGAGUGGCAUAAAGAAGUUAUCUCCAUGUACCGAAAGCUGUGGGCAAACUUCAAUUUGGCUGAUAUGCUCUUCGGUGUCAUCAUUUCGGGCCUCUCCCUUACCUUUUUGUUUCUCUUUGCUCGAUUCUCGAGAGGGGAUAAAGCAAUCGUCGCGACAAGCCUUCUCCGAAGUGCUGGCCUUGGGACGGCUGCUGGUGCGGCAGUUGGGCCAGUGCUGGGAGUUCUCCUCCCUGCAUACUUCUCGUCGUUGGCUGGGUUAGGGUUAGGAGCGAGCAUUGGCGGUGUCGUCGCUGCUGGGACCUGGUUAUAUCAAAAGCGAGCCUUGAAAAGAUUCCGCUUUCCUUCGUUCUGGGGCUGGCUGGCGUUUUUGUUCUGUGUGACACAAUCGGCCGGGUUUGCUUCGAAUUCUUACACCAUUCAUGAGGAUACGAUUCUUCUCUUCUUUCUUACCACGUUUGGUGUUUUGUCUCUGAUGUCCUCGCUGAGGCAAACCUAUCAUGCCGACCGAAUCUUGGGGUCUUACCAGUCGGUCUUAUUUAUACUCCUGACUCGGUUGGCCUCGUUUUCCCGGUUGUGUCGGGAAGAGCAGAUGCCCGGGUGCCGGUCCAGCUUCUAUGCCUCCACAAACUCGUCGAUAUCGGCACCCUGGCAGUUGCUGGUACCCUACUCGGUGGCUUUGCUGCUACCAGAGAUCAUCAAAGCAUUCUACCGUGGUACGGCUUCCUAUGCAGGAUCGGCCGGGUUCUGGAUUGGCUUCUGCUUUCGAAUAGGUCUUCUGCUUGUUGCGGUGUAUUGGACAGUGGACGCCGCAGACAAUGGAGAGUGGUGGAAAGAGCGGAUCUCGUCGACCACUCUGAAAACAAUCAAUCUCACUCUUGCUCGGUGUGCACUUGCCAUUGCCCUUCCGGUCGGUAUCGGUACUUUUCUGUGGGCCAAACCCUGCAUCGACAUCUCUGUGGUUGACGCAGCAGACAGGACCGAUGAGACGGCAGCACCUGCUCGGCCACAGUUGACCAUCUUCGGCUAUGCAAAUGCGUUUGGCAGUCGAUACUUCCUGUUCAUCCCUGCCCUGGUCUUGGCUGUGGCUCUGUUGCUCCCACCUAUGGGUCAGUUCUCGAUCGCUAUUUGUGCAUGGCAAAUCCUGUGCCUCGUCGAUAUCCUCGACAGCAAUGCACUCACCAUUACCUCAACGUCUCAAUCCAGCAUUGGCCCGAUCGUACUUGCCUUGCUGGGAUCCUAUCAUUUUUUCAAGACCGGGCAUCAGGCGACUUUGGCAUCAAUACAAUGGAACUCGGCGUUCGUGCCACUGAGCACCAUCCGAUACCCCUGGUCGCCUCUUCUGGUCAUCUUGAAUACGUUCGGCGCACAGAUCAUCUGUGCGGCAGCUGUUCCUCUGACUGUGUUGUGGAAACGGCCUCUUGGAAAAGUGGGAGUUCGCGGAUUGUGGAACGAUGUGGUCAACGCUUGUCUCACGCAUGCGUUGUACUAUGCCACGAUUCAAGUUGCGACGACAAUGUGGGCAGGGCAUUUGAGGCGGCAUCUGAUGUUGUACAGGGUAUUCAUGCCGAGAUACCUGAUGGCUUGUGGGGUGCUGGUCAUUGUGGACGUGGUGCUUGUUGUGUCUGCUCUUGCUGGGGCCAGAGUGGUUGGUCUCAGUGUGGGAGAGGUGUUUGGAUAUUGAGAUUGAUAACUCUAUCCCAUAAUGUGUCGAAAACGAAAAUCAAUGCAAUCCAAUGAAAUCUACCCAAAUUCUAGAUGGCGCGCCUACUCAUAUCUUAGUCACCCAGCAUUAACCUACUGCAGAACUGAUGCA